AUAUCAUAUACAGCAAUCCGUGGUUCAUGAUUUGAAAAUAAACAUGGGAGUGAAGUGUUGUGAUUGUCUUCAUUAAUAUUUUGUAAUGAUAAACGUGUUAAAUAAGUUAUAAUGUGGAGGGUGAUUACAAACUCCUUAUUACCAGUUCAACGAAGCAUCUUUGAAUGUUCCGGGAUGAGACAUUUUGCUUUUAGCAAAAGACUGUUCCUGUCUGAUGCUUACAGAUGUCAAGAAGCCUGGGAAAGAAGACUACAGAGUCCUGCUCUGCAGAAUAUAAAAUUAGAUGACAUGUACCAAGAACUGGACAGCAGGUUUCAAAAUGUGGGGAAAGCAAGUGCUAUUGACAUUGAUUUGUUUGCAAAUGCAGUGAGGGACGAGUCUUACGCAAAUGACCUGGAAGAACUGCUUCACAAAUUACGACUAAGUCCAAACACAACAGAUAUGCUGCAUUCUACAUCACACGCAGUUAUUCGCUACUUUCUUUCAUUGAGAAAAUAUGAUGAACUUCUUCAUAUUCUUAAUGACAGAUUAAAUUAUGGAAUUUUCCCAGACGACUACUGUUGUGGUUUACUUAUGGAUGCUUUCAUUAAGGAAAACAAUUACACAGCUGCAGCCAAGGUGAGUGUACUGCAGAUGUUGCAAGAAGACUGGUCACACCCAAUCACCUCACAUCUUGCUUUAUAUUCCUGUCACAUGUAUCUUAAAAACCCUGGAAGUUGGGACGACCCACUUGAUGUACACGAGCCAGAUGACGGUGAAGAGGUUAAAGUGAGGGUGAAAUAUUUACGCAACCCUUACUUUGACGAUCACUUUGACUUGCGUGAUCCACAGCUGCUUGUUGGAAAGACGUUAGCCACCCUUGGUGCUACAUUUCCUGAUCCUGUAGGAUGGACAUACCAACUUGUUGGCUGGGGGAUGUACCAGAAAUGGGACAAAGCUAUUAGGACUCUAGAACAGAUCCUCAAAGGACAGCAGAAACCUGCAGUGUUCAGAGAAGGAGUUGAAAUGUUUACAGACACUCUGAAUGAACUUCCCCAAGCAGAAGCCAGUGCAGAUCAAUUAAAAGGGAAAUUCUUGCACCUCCUUAAAGAACUUGAUUCAUUAGGCUUGGUCACUGACAGUGAUCUGCAUGAAGCAGUGGUAAAUAAAGUUAAAUCUGUGGUAAGCAGUAAGGAGAAAGAAGCUGUUGAAGAACAGUGCAAAGUGUACAAGGAAUGGGAAACCCAGAAACAGAGGUUACUGCAAGAACAAUUGGAUGAGUUAAUAAGGCAGCAGCGUCUGGCAAAGGUACAGCUAGAAAAGGAAGCGCUCGUAAAACGUGAAGAAACACUCUUCUUUUUUGAUAAUCAAGAAAAGUGGGAACUUGAAAUUGAGAGAAAGAAAGUGUUCUAUCGCAGACGUUACUUUGGCAAGAGGAAGAAGCCAAGGGUUGAAGAUGAUAAUUACAUCCCCCCUGAAGUAAAAGCAAGCAGAUCCUGAUGUGUGGGAUUGCAGUUCUGUAAAGUAACUUGUCUGUUAUAGUGCAGUAAUAAAACACUGACCUUACAGUAAUAUCUAUUAAGAAGUAAAAUAUAUUUUAAUUUUAUUAUGUGAAGUGUAAAUAGUAUGGUGACGCAACUGAUUAUUUUUUAUUGGUUACCGAGUUACUCUCAGUAUUCUUAUUCAAUGCAUAUGAAACUUUAAUUUUCUUCUCUUCAUUCACUGACCUGAAAAUGCCCAAAAUUUCACAUAUGAAAUAUUUAUUUUUAAUUAUUGUGUGUGCUUUUCAAAACAUACCAGUUUGUGUACAGAGUACCCUGGUACUCUGUACACAAACCAGGGCUUGAAAUGGUAAGGCAUCCCUUCAAACAUUUUGAAAAUGAGGGCAAAACAAGUCUGACAAAUUAAUAAAUUAUUUCAUUUUACAUAUUCAUA
Messenger RNA from Cryptotermes secundus, 1914 nucleotides. Its product is annotated as 28S ribosomal protein S27, mitochondrial. The record is from RefSeq and is a predicted model, not a curated record. NCBI's taxonomy places the organism in Eukaryota, Metazoa, Arthropoda, Insecta, Blattodea, Kalotermitidae. Gene Ontology annotation, cellular component: mitochondrion. Bases 112 to 1479 code for a protein of 455 amino acids. The transcript has 7 exons.